CGCAUGCGCAGUAACAGCAAACUACUUUCACUUUGCACAGGUUUGGAGCUGCCCUGUUCUCUACAGCUUUCCGCCCAAACGUGCAACACAAAAGAAAUAUAAAUGUUACCAUCAAAGUCGUGUUUGAUCGAUUGAAGGUAUAAUUUCGCCGGUUCAGUCUUAAAAGCUAAAGACAACGAAGCGUAAACAACACGGUUAGCUAACACUGUGCAGCAACAAUGAUUUGAGAUCUAAAGUUGGCUAAUUAUCAUCUAACGACCUAGCUGAGGUCCUUUGCAGACUACCGCGGUUGCACAAGCAGCUCCAGCAGCCCUCACACCAUGGAGCGCACUGCACUCAAACAGUGUGGCUCCUGGGAAAUGAAGGAGAGACUUGGGAUGGGAGGCUUUGGGCACGUCUACCUGUACCAGCACCUUGAGUCGGGUGAGAAGAUCGCCGUGAAAAUUUGCCGCAUGGAGCUGAACUCUAAGAACAAAGACCGCUGGAGCCGAGAGAUCCAGAUCAUGAAGAAGUUGAACCAUGUCAAUGUUGUCCAGGCCAGAGAAGUUCCAGAGGAGUUGAACUCCGUUGCUUUAAAUGACCUACCUCUGCUGACCAUGGAGUACUGUUCAAGAGGAGACCUGCGCAAGGUGUUGAAUAAACCAGAAAACUGUUGUGGGCUGAAGGAGAGUGAAAUCCUCUCACUCCUCCGUGACAUCGGAGUAGGAGACCAGAAACACAUUCACAUAGUGAUUGACCCACCUCCACCUUUGACCUUCUGUGACUGGAUAGAAGAGUCGCCCAAAAACUUUCAAAGGGACUAG
This is a messenger RNA of Monopterus albus (swamp eel), 803 nucleotides long. RefSeq names its product inhibitor of nuclear factor kappa-B kinase subunit alpha-like. The transcript has 6 exons. Gene Ontology annotation, cellular component: IkappaB kinase complex; cytoplasm. Gene Ontology annotation, molecular function: ATP binding; IkappaB kinase activity. Gene Ontology annotation, biological process: peptidyl-serine phosphorylation; tumor necrosis factor-mediated signaling pathway; positive regulation of transcription by RNA polymerase II. The record is from RefSeq and is a predicted model, not a curated record. Bases 321 to 803 code for a protein of 160 amino acids. Lineage: Eukaryota; Metazoa; Chordata; Actinopteri; Synbranchiformes; Synbranchidae.